Messenger RNA from Nerophis ophidion (straightnose pipefish), 13208 nucleotides. RefSeq names its product sterile alpha motif domain containing 4A (gene samd4a). NCBI's taxonomy places the organism in Eukaryota, Metazoa, Chordata, Actinopteri, Syngnathiformes, Syngnathidae. Gene Ontology annotation, molecular function: mRNA binding; protein binding; translation repressor activity. Gene Ontology annotation, cellular component: P-body. Gene Ontology annotation, biological process: negative regulation of translation; nuclear-transcribed mRNA poly(A) tail shortening; regulation of mRNA stability. The transcript is spliced from 13 exons. Bases 528 to 2669 code for a protein of 713 amino acids. The record is from RefSeq and is a predicted model, not a curated record.
AGCAGGAGGGAGAGACGGAGGAAAAGUUAGUCAAGAUGGCAAAUCCCACCGACCUGGAGUGAAGGGGCACCGCUCCCCCUAAAAUAAAAAAACGACACCGCCUGUCGGCCUUCCUGAGACAAAGCCAACGAUGCAAACUGCGCUACAAGGCCCCAAAGGGGUUCCCUUAAGAACUUGCCUGUGAUGCAGAAGCUGAUAAGAUGUCCUGCAAGGUGGGAAGCUGACUCAUCAAAUAUCAAUUCCACUCUGGGUGAGUAAUUUCCUGAGGGCAGCUCAUAAACAGUCAAGGAGCAUCACAGGACGACCGAAUUUGAAGGAUUACUUUGUGGGUCAACUCUUUUUGGCACCAAACGAGACGGCUGUCUUGCUGCCGCCGAAGCAAAGAAUGUCCUCCUGCAGCUUCAGCUGAACACACCCAACAUACAGAAAUCCCUUCAUCAGCGGUAAAAAGAUCAUUGGUGGACAUUUUAAGGCAAGGUUUCUCUGUGCCUUGGACCUCCCCCAGUCAGCAUCCUCGCUUCCAGACCAUGAUGUUUCGCGAUCAGGUGGGCGUGCUUGCCAGCUGGUUCAAAGGGUGGAAUGAGUGCGAGCAAACGGUGGCACUGCUGUCUUUGCUGAAGAGGGUGAGCCGGACCCAGGCUCGUUUUCUGCAGCUCUGUCUGGAACAUUCCCUCGCGGACUGCACGGAACUGCAGGUUCUAGAAGCAGAUGCCAACAAUCCAGAGGCCAUCAGCCAGUGGCAAGGCGAGACAAAAGAACAAGUCAUCUCACUUGUCCUCACCCAUUUGCCACUACUCAAACCAGGCAACGUAGAAGCCAAAGGAGAGUACAUGCGCCUGCUACCGCGCAUCCUUGCUCACACUAUUGAGCAUGGCCGUCACCUGGAAGAGUCUCGCCAACUCUUAUCGUACGCCCUCAUCCACCCUGCCACUUCCCUAGAGGACCGUGCCGCAUUGGCUCUGUGGCUCAACCACCUGGAGGAGAGGGCCGCCGCAAGGGGAGACUCACUGGAAAGGCCAUCUCCGCAUAAUCGUCAAUCCACUCCGCCGUCCACCCUUACAUCAUCAGGAUCCUCCACCAACAGUUCUUCUUCAGUUAACCUGUACUCUUCGCACCACCACCAGCGGUAUGGGUCAGACGAUCGCCUAAAUGGGUGGCAGAACUCCAGGGAUUCAGGAUUGGGUGGAGGCUGGCAACAACAGGGAUGUGAGAAUGGGCACCUGCCUCUUUACCCAUCAUCCUCUGUACCAGCAACCAUCAACACAGUUGGAACUGGUGGAAGUAGUAACGCAAUCCUAACAAGUGGCAAUCAGCAGCACAGUCCUCUGAAGCGCUCUGUGUCGCUCACGCCUCCAAUAAGUGGCCAAAGCAACCAUCCAAUGGGUCCUGUCUGGUUGUCCCAGGAAGAUCUACGUAGUAGCAGAGGCCCAGCCCCCGAUCACGCACCCCUGUCCCCUCAAAGCAGUAUCGCUUCCUCAGGCAGCGGAGGAAGUGAACAUCUGGAAGAGACCAAUUUAGGAGGGGGUUCAAGUCUGCAUCGCAGUUCCUUUCAUGAAGAGGGCAGCGGCAUGAGGGAUGUUCCCUCUUGGCUGAAGAGUCUCCGUCUCCAUAAGUAUGCGGUGCUGUUUUCCACGAUGACCUAUGAUGAAAUGAUGUCACUUACAGAAGAACAACUGGAAGCACAGAAAGUCACCAAAGGAGCAAGACACAAGAUUGUUAUCAGCAUCCAAAAACUCAAAGACAGACAAAACCUGCUGCGCAGCCUCGAAAAGGACGUAUUAGAAGGCAGUAAUCUGCGUGUGCCCUUGCAAGAACUCCACAAUAUCAUCAUAACGCCAAUCAAGGCCCUCAGUGGUGGCGAAGACACGUCCUUGCAGCGCUCUCCUCUGAACCCAGAAGCCAAGAGCGCUGCGCCUGGAUCCCACCUUGCUGGAGGAAGUGGAGAAGUGGAUGCAUACUCCAGUGUCAUUGCAGAGGGCGAUAUACCCAGCCAGUUUAUUCGUGUCAUGGGCAAAGUUUGCACUCAACUACUGGUGUCGAGGUCAGACGAAGACAACAUCAGUUCCUACCUACAACUCAUUGACCGGUGCCUAAUACAUGAGUCCUUUAGCGAGACUCAGAAGAAGAGGCUGUUGUCAUGGAAACAACAGGUCCAGAGGCUGUUCCGGGCCAUUCCGAGAAAAACACUCCUUGACAUCGCUGGUUAUCGACCGCAGAGAAGCAGUCGUGGAUUCGGUCAGUCCAACUCUCUUCCCACCACAAGCUGUGCUGGGAGCAGUGUGAUGGCCAGAAGAAGCCUUCGGCAAUUCCAGGUUCCCUCUCGGAGCUUACCAGGUGUAAGGCUGGGCCUGCUGGGCAGCGGAGGCCUGCUGGGACCUACACCUCGUAGCAGCAGCAGCACACCCACAGGCCUCAAGCAAGGGAAACAGGGGCUGUGGUUUGCCAAUCCCGGAGGCAGCAACAGUAUGCCCAGUCGAACCCACAGCUCAGUGCAACGGACACGCUCCCUGCCAGUUCACACAACGCCGCAAACUAUGGUCAUGUUCCAACAAGCUGAUCUACAGCUGCCGGCUACAGAGCCAGACAUCAACAAUCGCCUCGAAUCAUUAUGUCUGAGCAUGACAGAACAUGCCUUGGGAGAUGGUGCUGAUCGAACUUCAACAAUAUGAAAUGACGGCCACAACCGUGUACGUAGCUUCACAAGGCCCUCUCACAACAAGUCACUCCGAGGUCACCUGCCCUGCGGCGCCCUCUUCCUGUAGCCAAAGGUAGAGCUCAACCAAGAAACAUUUGCCAUCACAUCGGCUGCAUUGACGGGGUUGGAAAACACACCGACUGCUGUGACCGACAACUUGUCACCUGCGAAUGCAGCUGGCAAACAACAGAGAGAAAGAGAGAGCAGGUCUGAGCGGCGCGUGUGUGUGUGUAAACAGCGCCCUCUCAGGAGAUCAGAAGCACUACAACAGACAGAUCAGUGGAGAUGCUGGGCUGUGGAUCAGGCCCAGUUCCUGCCAACAUUCUGGUCCCCAUACAUUUAACUAGGUUUGGAAAGGCUCUUGUUUCGGUUACUUUGUUUACACAAUGAUGCUACUUUCAAAAGGGUACAGAAACAAAAGGUAGGAAUGAUCAAUUCUGUAAAGCCUUGGCCGUCUACCAGCUUUACGUCCCAUGGAGUAGCCAUCGCGCUAGUUUACAACCUGACGUGCUUAUUAUCCUUUAUUAUAUUUAUCCACGCCAAUGAAGAGGGAGAAGAGGAUGGUGAGAAGCAAGGGGGAAAAAGGAGAAGAAGGUAGAAGGGAAUGGACCAAGAGUAAGAAUCCUGGAACAGGAAGCGGAUGUUUGAAGGAGAAAAAACAUCAGAGGCGGGACCUUUUGAUGUCCUUAAAAUGACGGAGGGAGAGGACGUCACGUGGAAUCGUGUUAGUUUGUUCUGUGAGUGGAAGAGGAAGUUACGUAUAGUUUAUCUUGAGCGUGUAUUGUAUGAACUCUGAAUUGAGAGCAUUAGUCUUUCGCACGUAUAUAAGUGGGAGUACAUACAGCUGAAUUACCAAUGGGAUUUAUUGUAUGCAUGUUCACAUACUGGGAUUAAUUUGGGGGGGGGCUUGUAAAACAGGGGCGAUUUAAGCUGCAAAUCAUAACUUUCUUACAGGAAAACGAGCAGAAAUCCGAGACCGGCUGUGUCUCAACUCUUACGCAGUCAAUGCUAAAUAUAAGUAUGGAAAUGCUUGAAUUGACACAGAGCCUUUAAACUAGUCAGUCCAUGAAGGGUUACGUCCCAGAGAUUGUUUGACUGGAGAAACUGCCCCCUACUGGCACUAAUGCUGGCACACAAGUCACCUGACCACACUACAGAAACUGUUGGUGGUUCAGUGUGCAUGAAGCUGGUACCUAACCUCCUCUCAACAUAGGCUGACACUUUAUUUGACUUUGUCAUUAAUAAUUGAUCCCCCCAUUUAUUGUAUCCGGAAUGCAGACUAUUAGUUUUCUAUGGUGUGAUUUGAUAGCAUUGCCAUUAUUUAGCUUCUUUAGUUUAUUUGCAAUUGUACUUCCUUCCUAACCUGCACUUGACAUGAUAAUGUGACACGGUAACUUAGUACAAAGUUAUUAAUAUGCUGAUUAGCUGUUAUUAGAAACACACCCAGUGGUGAUUUUCAUUCAAGUCUUCCAGCAGAGAUGUUCCAUUCCUUUUUGGUGUCCAUCAACUGUGCUGAAUAUACAGUUUAAGGACCAAACCGGUUUUUGGAUGUUGGAGCCUCCUUAGUUUGGAUCUGCUAAAUAACUACAACCGAAGUGCUCUUUAGGGUGGUCAUCUUUCAUAUGCUGUGAAAUAUGGGUGAAAGUCAAACAAUUUGAAUAUCAUGCAAAGGUUAGUUUAUUCUAGCAAUUAGAUUUAAAAGGUGAAUCUAAUAUAUGAAAGACUUAUAACAUGCAACUCUAUAUUUCAAGCCUUUGGAUAUAAUAUUGAUAAUUAUGACUAACAGUUUAUGAAAACAUUGAAUUAAAAAAAUCUCAGAAAAUGUGGGUUUUUUAUAAAUCGUCAACUGGGAUCCUCAAAAUUAUAACAAAUAAAGGCUUGACAUAUCUAACUUUCCAGGUAAUUGGUUUAUAUUACAAAAUAUUUUUUAACAUUUGAAUAUGAAUUGCUUACAUGAAUGGACUUGAAGACGAAUACGCACGUGCGUUUAAGAUGUGCCGUGAGAAGUGCAUUGUGGGAUUUCCCUUAAGGGGACUAAACAUGCAGAAAAUGCUGACAUGCCAGUAAGUCCAUGUGAGGCCACACUGUCAGCUUCAGUGAUGGAAAACAGAGCUGUGUCUCAAUUGGCGCACUUCCGUACCUACACUGUCUUUUUGACAGCAAUAUCUUGUCACUUCCUGGUGCACAAUGAUGGUAUUUAGCACACUCUAUACGUAGCAGCAGGGAAGUAACUAACUUGAAAUAAUGGCGACUGAGGAGCAGCUCUUAGUCCCUUAUGUGACAUGUACCUGAUUUUUUUUUCAUGUCAUGUGAAAAACUAGGAUUCUGCUGGAUAAAAAUCAUAUAUGUGUCCAGUGCAACUACAGCCUGAAUGAUCGGGUAGCAUUCAUCUGACCCAUACAUCAUCAAAAAGCAACAAAUGUCGUAGUUCUUCACCAGAAAAGACUAUUGUAAAAAGAAAGACUAAAUGAAUGAGCACAAAGCAGGCAAAAAGAAAGAUGUUUUAAAACACACCUCAAUGUUUCACCACUUCUGAUGACCCACAAACUGCUGGAGACAAAAUAAUUGUUCACUUCCUUCUUAACCUCCUACUCAAAAUAAUUUAGUUCAGAAAAUAUUGACUCAAAUUGCACACAAUCCGGGAAGUUGCAACAAAUGUACCAAGAGUGAGAUCUACCAGAAUUGGAGCUUUCUAUUUACACACAGCAUAUUAUCUAUAUGAAAGACUACAUAAAAAGAUCGGAUUCAAUAAGAAAUCCAAAAUUGUGCCUCAUACCCUGUAGUGUGAACAUAGCCAAAUAAAAGGAAGAGUGAACAGAAGAAGUGGGUGAAUAUUAUGAUUGCCAUUUCCAAUAAUUUUACACAGAUUUGCUAAGAGUGUACACAGUAUACUAAUUGAAGUGUACAGACAGUUUUCAUUAGCAGAAUUGAAUCGUAUGAAUAAUGAAACCAUUUCUGGAAGAAAUAAUACAAAUCCAAUUCAUCUGUUUACAAGCACCCAAAAAGUGGUAAUGCCAAACACAUUUGAUAAAGAAUAAUCAUAGUUUUACGUGCAGAAAAUAAAUGGGUUGUACUUGUAUAGCGCUUUUCUACCUUCAAGGUACUCAAAGCGCUUUGACACUACUUCCACAUUUACCCAUUCACGCACACAUUCACACACUGAUGGAGGGAGCUGCCAUGCAAGGCGCUUACCAGCACCCAUCAGGAGCAAGGGUGAAGUGUCUUGCUCAGGACACAACGGUUGUGACGAGGUUGGUACUAGGUGGGGAUUGAACCAGGAACCCUCGGGUUGCCACCUUUCCACUGCGCCACGCCGUCCCCAAAUGCCCCAAACAAUGUCAAAAAAAUAUAAAUGAUGAAUGAAAUAGAUCAAUUAAAUUUAACAAUACUUUAACGUUUGAGUACUUGUUUGUGAAGUCAGCCAUAAGAGGCGGGAAAGAGAAAGGUAUCUUUGUACAUCGCUACAAAUUAUUUUUUUAAUUCAAUAUUUUUUCAUACAUUUCUUAUCAAAUUGUUUUUACUCGCAACUUUUGUCGACCCCAUGGUGUCUUAUUUUGCAGGCGCACCAUCGUUUUUUUGGCACUACAUUGUUCGGAAUGAUACUCGAGGGAAUAGACUAUUUUGUUAAAAGCAAUGUUUGGCUGCAUGAUGGUUUAUGAAAAUCUGAGGCCAAAUUUAGUCAGAAUGAAUCCUAUAAAAAGUGGAGCGUAUGGUAUUGGAGAUGUUAUUUGUUUUCCUUUUGAGACACAGCCUGUGUACAAUGUUUUUGUCCACACACUACUUUGUUAAAGAGUCGUGUUUGCUGCACAUUUAGAUUACAUAUUCUUCUUUUUGUUGCAUUAAGAACUCUUCAGUUCGUCAUCUCCAUGACAUGAGUGUGACCUAUGACCCUAGUUCGGGCUUACUUAGCGCUACAGUGUGUGUGUGUGUGUGUGUGCGCGUGCGUGCGUGCGUGCAGGAAGCAGCAUGAGGAUCCCAAUGUCCCUUGCCAUGUGUUUCAGUUCUUAUAGAAUAUACUCUUAUUUAUUCUGUGUUAUUCUUCAUGAGGCCACAGAGGUCAUGCUUUUACUCGGUUUAAGUGUAUUAUUGUUAUUAUUUAAAGUACCAUAUGUAUUAACAAGUUAUGGCUGGUGACCAUACAAACAUCUCAAAUAUUAACCGUUGUUUUUGCCGUUUAUUUGUACUUCGAUGGAUGUUUUUUUUGCUCUAUAAUCAUUCAGUAUAAUUUCUCAUGUGAAGCUAUAUGCAGGAAGCGGUCCACUAAGCACACAUCCAAUAAGUAUAUAAAAGUUCGGUCACACGAGUCAAGGCGGGAAUAAUUAUGACAGUUGGGGCUACUCUCACAGAACACUUUAGAAACUCCAAAAUCCUUUCCAUAAAGCAACAUUUUACCCCCCCCUACUUUUUCAGCAAAAUAUUCUGUUCCAUAUCAUGUAUUCACAGUACCAUUCUUAACUGUAGGGAUGAAUCUGAAAAUAGUGACAAUAAAAUGUCAGAUUUUUAUUUUUGUUCCUGUUCUGUUUAGCAGCUUAGUCGUGUUUAAUGUACAUAAGUAACACUCCUGUUGUGAUCGUGUUGACUUCGUUUUAGAUUUAUUACAUGGUUUAAGAGGGGACAGACAGUGGGAGGAGAGAGAAAUUGAAGUUACGGCAUUAUCAAACGUUCAUUAUCACACAAGAAACAACGUAAAUUCCCGAUGUCCAUGUGUGCUGCUGUGCUGAGUCGUGCAUUUUACAAAACCACACUCUAUUGACAGCAGAAGUUUUUACUCAUACAAUGUACAAAUUUGAAGCAGGUUGUGCUUAUAUUGAUAGGAUGGUAAUCAUUUUGGCAAUGAUUACUGAUGGGUGUGUGUCAUAAUAGUCCUCCACUAUCUGCUGAAAUUUAAAAAAAGAAACAUCACCACAUUAUACCUGCAUAUACAAUUAAUAGUUAGAAAAUAUAAAUGUUUAGGGUUUUUUUAUGAAUAGCUGCACAAAACGAAAUAUAAAACGUGCAACUCUGGCCGGUGAGCCAAUAGCAAACUGAAAAAAAAAAAUAAGUUAUUAACUACAGGAUCAAAGUUAUCUCACAUUUUAGAAUGUGUUUCCUUUUUCUUAGUUCCAUUUAGAUCAGGCCUGGGCAAAUAUUUUGACUCAGGGUGCCAAAUUUAGAGACAAAAAUGUCUCUGGGUGCCGGUUUAUCUAUUUUUAGGAACAUUAAUACAAGUUAAAGUUAAAGUACCAAUGAUUGUCACACACACACAACUAGGUGUGGUGGUGAAAUUUGUCCUGUGAAUUUGACCCAUCCCCUUGACCACACCCUGAGAAGUGGGCAGCAGCGGUGGCACGCCCGGGAAUCAUUUAUGGUGAUUUAACCCCCAAUUCCAACCUUUAUGCUGAGAGCCAAGCAUCGAGGUAAUGGGUCCCAUUUUUUUAUAGUCUCUGGUAUGACUCAGCGGGGGUUUGAACUCACAACCCACCGAUCUCAGGGCGGACACUCUAACCACUAGGCCAACCUCGCAAUAAUGUCAGAUCGAAUGCUAAAAACGUUAUGACAGACCGCCUUAAAAAAGGGAAUGCAAUUUUACAUUUUUUUACUGAAUGGGACACCCGGAAUGUACAUGAAAAUAAAGAAUGUGGGAUUUACAAUAUUAACUAUGAAUGAUAAAACGCUGAAUAUUCACAACAUAUGAACGUAACACCUCCUCUCCACAUAUUUUACAAUUAAACGAAACACAACAAAAAUGCAUCAAACAGCGAGACAGGAACGCAAAUGGUAAAAAAAAAAAUAAAAAAAAAAUCUAAAGUCUGAUAUAUGUGAAUAUAUUGUAAAAAUCUCCUUCUGCAUCUGUCCCUGUCACUCCGCAUCUGUCCCUGUCACCCGCAUUUCAGGCUCAGGAAACACACUAUGGAAACGCUCCCCACCCACACUGCUUGGUGCCUCGUCUGAGCUGCUGUGACUUACAUUACCAAAGUAACUAAUUAGAUUACCAUAGUAACUCAAUAGAUUACCAUAGUAACUUGUAUAUCAAGCAAAAGCGCAUAUUCCAACCAUUGAAAUACUUGGUAUAGUUGAAGACUUACGAUCAUUAUAAAACAUGAGUGCACAUCAUAAUGGCAGCUACACUUUACAUCUUAAAGAUCUUAAAAAAACUAUUUGGGACUGUCCGGCGGGCCAGAUUGAAAAGCUUAACAGGCCGCAUGUGGCCCCCGGGUCUUAUAUUGCCCAGGUCUGAUUUAGAUUUAAUGAUGGCGACGAAAACCGACGUCAAACGCGACACACCACUCUUCUGACUUGCUUUGGUAAAAGCUGCUGAAAGAAGCAUUUCCUCAAACAUGUUGGCGCUUCACAGUCAAACGACACACCAGCUGUAUUGGCCCCGUUUUUUUUUUUAAAGUGACACAAACGCGGGGGCAUGGAGGGACACAGUAUCACUCCUUGUGUUACACAAGGCAUCCAUGCUUCCGUAUGGUUUCACCCAUCACUGGUUGUGCUUGUACUCUUUCCUCUUAACUGAAAUGAUUACGGUCUGUUAAAAACAAAGUUGGUGGCAUUGGGGAUAAGGUUAGCUUGUGUGUUUGUUUGCCAGUAGAAAAGCACCAUUGUUGUUGAGUCAGACAUUGUGCUCAGCUGCCUAGACAAAUAGGUGUGUACCAAACGACCAGGUGUCUUAUGCAUAAGAGAGACUGCGGUGUUAAGUACAGUUUUCUUCUUUAUUGAAGUCAACGCUGCCGAGAUAGACGUUUAUUCUGCUUAGUGAUAUCAACUUCCGCUUUUAAGACCAUUACUAAACUUAAAACCGUACCUUUUUUUUUUUAUCUGCAGUAGUCUCGCCAGAUUUGCUUUGUUUUUAUGCAACAUUUUGUUCCAACAGUAUAUGUGUAGGUUUUAAACUCCAGACAUAUACAGUAGGGCAAGUAAGAAUUUGAUCCACUUUUAUGGUAGGUUUAUUGUACUGUAACAAUCUAUCACGUAAUAAAGGUUGUACCGUAUUUUCCGGACUAUAGCGCACCGAGAUAUAUUUAUAUAUAUAUAAGCCGCACCCACAAAAUUUUAGGAAAAUAAAAUAUUUUUCCAUAUAUAUUAGCCUCACCAGACUAUAAGCUGCAGAUAUAUAUGUUGUGAAAUGAGUUAUUUACACAGGAAGAAUUUUGUAAAUGUUUAGUUACAUACUUUGUUUCCAAUUGGCUAUUUAAACAAAACAGAAGUCAUUGUCAUGGAACCACUAGCUGCAGAAGCUAUCCAUCUCCAAACAGCUUAACAGACUAACAAAGACACUAGUAAACAUGUUAGCAUAAUAGCUAAAACUAUCGUGGCUGGCUUGAUUACAUUACGAUAGCACGUACAAACAUACAUGAAAACACUCCAACAUACAUCACACAUGGCACGGUUUAGUAAGUAUGAAUAGUUUUAGUUGUAUGGUAAAACUUACAAACGUUGCUUGGAGUGAUGAAUGACUAAUCACUACAAGUAGAAACGCUAUUGGACGACUAGAAGAUGGAACGGCACUUGUACUUCCAGUUGAAAGCAUCUAAACCAGGGGUCGGUCGGGAACCUUUUUGGCUGAGAGAGCCAUGAAAGCCAAAUAUUUCAAAAUGUAUUUCCGUGAGAGCCAUAUAAUAUUUUUUAACACUGAUUACAACUAAAUAUGUGCAUUUUUAAGUCAGACCAACAUUUUUAGAGUAUAAUAAGUCUCUUAUUCUUUUUAAUAACAUUGUUAUUCUAAAGUUAACCAAUAAUAAAUAUAAUACCUCUUACCAUUGAUGCGACAUCUUGAACAGGUGCGAUAGAAAUCAAAUGGUUGGAUUAAAAUGCAUGAGAAUGUUUUAUAAUUUGAAUGUUAUUUUUAACACUGUGAUUACCAGCGGAAUUAUUAACUUAUCGUGUUAAGCAAUGUCAGCUAAGAUUUAUCUGAGACCCAGAUGCAGUCAUCAAAAGAGCCACAUCUGACUCUAGAGCCAUUGGUUCCCUACCCCUGAUCUAAACAGAAAAUAAUAUUGUAGACAUUCAAUCCGCAGCACCUGCGGUGAGCAAACUCGUCCAAAAGAUAGCACAAACAAUAACUCAGCUUUUCAGUGUCUGUUGAAUUCAAAACAUGAGCCGUGAGCGAAGAAAAAGCCAUAAAUUAGCCAAACCAUUUUAUAAGCUGUAGGGUUCAACGCGUAGCAAUAAAAUCUUAUAGUCCAGAAUUUACAGUAAAUUAAUUUGUAUUUUGCCAGUAAGAAUUCUGACCCCCUCAAACAAGGACAUGCCCAUGUAGUACAGAAUAGUAAACGAAAACAAAACCCUAGUAGUGGAUCAAAUAAUCAUCUUCCUCACUGUAUUUGCUGUUUUGUAUUGUUAGAUCUGUCUUAGAUUCUGUUUUUUCCAUUUAAUUCAGUAACACAUUUAUAGCUUUACUGUGUUCUUUUACUUCAUGCAGUUUUGUUUUAUUCAAAGAGCCGAUGUCCUGUAUUGACUGCAGGCUUGCGUAUAGGAGUAAAAUAAAAAAUAUUGUUGUUUAAUAUAAAGGAAAAUACCUACACAAAAGUGCAGAAAAUUGGGGAAAAUGGGGGAAAAAAGUAAUUUAUAUUUCAAAGCUGUGUGCAGAAGGCUGAAAAAGUCAUAUUUAGAAUAACAAAUGGCAGUGCCUUUUUUUUCUACUCAAGACAUUUACCCUUUAUGUAAAUGUUUUUGUUUUAAAUUGACUUUUAAGACAGAAAUCUUACAGGUGGAAACCAGUGACGGCAGUGCCGGGGCUCGUUCACACGGCAGCUCGCAUUUUUUGUUCUUUAAACAACAAGUUGACAGUGAACAUGUUAUUGUAACAAAAUAGCGCAACGUAGGAAGAGGCUGAAUUUUGAUUGGCCAAGUGCAAGUGAUCAAAGCACUGAGCCUCGCCGUAUGAACGCAGCUGUUCCACCGUCGUCACUUUGUGGCCCUCCUGCUCUAUGAAUGUGUACAGUAUGAAUACAUGCUAAUGUUUUUUAUUUUCUUGCUGUCAUUUGUUGAGACGUACCAGAAUGCUGUGACUUGGCAUGCUCUGUUAUCUAUAAAAAAAAAAGUUGUAAAUCCUGCAGUUUGUGUGUGAGAUUGUGUAACACUCUCAGCAGUGAGCGGCUGUACAGUAUGACAUUAAACUUCAAUACUUCAUUGGACGUGCAGAUGCCGAAAAAUUGCAAUCCUUUUUGUGUGCACUUAUUUUUCGGAUUAUGAGUCGCAGUUUUUUUCAUAGUUUGGCCGUGGGCGCGACAUAUACUUCGGAGCGACUAAUGUGUGAAAUUAUUAACACAUUACCGUAAAAUAUCAAAUAUUAUUUAUUAUUUAUCUCAUUCGCGGAAGAGACGAAGAAAAUGUCAGCAAUCGUCACAAGAAUAAGAAUUGGCAGAAGUGCGUUGUGGGUCAUGGGAUGCUAACUGCUAUAUGCUACUGCCAGAGCUAUUCAAAUGGAUCACAUCAACGUUGGCGGUAACUUAUAAAAACUGAGAAGGGCUGAACAAAAAUGGCACCGAAAAGGAAAUCAUGUACUGCAGAUCACAAGCUGGACGUAGUGAAAUAUGCAGCAGAAAACGACAAGAGGAAGCGGCGCAUCUCUUUGGAGUUGGCAGAGUUGUUUAGAAGCGACAUAGAGGAAGAAGAUUUCAUGGGAUUUAGCGAUUAGGAGUGAGAGAUUGUUUGGUAAACAUAUAGCAUGUUCUAUAUGUUAUAGUUAUUUGAAUGACUCUUAACAUAAUAUGUUACGUUAACAUACCAGGCAUCUUCUCAGUUGGUUAUUUAUGCCUCAUAUAACGUACACUUAUUCAGCCUGUUGUUCACUAUUCUUUAUUUAUUUUAAAUUUCCUUUCAAAUAUCUAUUCUUGGUGUUGGAAUUUAUCAAAUAAAUUUCCCCCAAAAAUGCGAUUUAUACUCCAGUGCGACGUAUAUAUGUUUUUUUCCUUCUUUAUUAUGCAUUUUUGGCCGGUGCGACAUAUACUCCGGAACGAUUUAUAAUCCAAAAAAUAAGGUACUUUGUAAGCAUUUUAGCUCUUAAAAAUAUAAUCGCUGUGGCGUCUAAAUACUCGCAAAAUAUGUCCCUUCGGCUAUGUCUUCUUAUUCUCUGGCAGACCAAGUGCGUGUGAGAGUGUGUUAAGAAGCAGUUAUGAUGCCAUCUACUUACCGUGAAGGGGCAGUAACGACAAGCUGCAUUCACAGAGUCCCAUUAUAAAAUGCUCAUAGGUGGUGCCUAAUCUAUUUACGCUACGUUGCUACAAAUAAAUUAACAUACGAGAAAUACUGGAAUUUAUUUCCGAAUGUUGUUCUAUUGGCAAGUAUGCAUAUUUUAAACAACAAAACAAAGAAUUGGAACCAUUUUUUAUAAGAUUUCUAAUAUUUGUGAUUUAAAGUGUUAUGUGUUUUUCAAAGAUUCACAAGAAAUUGAUGCAAUAGCUCCACAUUUUCUUUGUGUCCACACAUUUUAGUGACAUCCUGUGGGUUGUUUUGACGACACACACCUUUUGAAAACAGAUCUCAAAGUGUAGCUUUUUAAAAACAAUAAAGUUAUUUUUAUACUGGA